This is a messenger RNA of Doryrhamphus excisus (bluestripe pipefish), 8618 nucleotides long. RefSeq names its product KN motif and ankyrin repeat domains 4 (gene kank4). Gene Ontology annotation, biological process: negative regulation of actin filament polymerization. NCBI's taxonomy places the organism in Eukaryota, Metazoa, Chordata, Actinopteri, Syngnathiformes, Syngnathidae. Gene Ontology annotation, cellular component: cytoplasm; cytoskeleton. Gene Ontology annotation, molecular function: protein binding. The record is from RefSeq and is a predicted model, not a curated record.
CUCACUUUGGCCGCAUGACCAGUUAUUCAACUUAGAUGAUGACUUGUGUGUGUGUGAGAGAUAACUUGGCUGAUGUCGGUGUGGUGAAGUGCCUGUAUGCGUCAUGUGGUUCAUAUCCUGCAGGCAAUGACACCUCGCAGGGCCUUUUGGAAAAUACCGUUGGUGGCAUACAUGGUUUGUAUACAUGUGCGAUCACUUGAGAGCUAAAGAUGUGAGUAUUAUUACUUUUUGUUGAGACAGAGCGACAGAAUCGGGGGGGAGGACCAAAUAUUCAGCUGCUAAGCCGCCAGUGGUGGUAGUAGCUGCCGUUAUUUAUUGCAAUUGUGCCUGACAAAGAUCCCUGAAGCGCGACACUAGUUUGGAUGUCUUUUGGGUGGGUAUCAUCGCUACGGUAUUUAGUGUUAUUAAAAAUGAUGUUCUUUCAUCAAACAAGUGGCGGAGGCCGGUCUAAGGCGCUUUAGGGCUUCUUAGCGCUGCUGAAGGAGGAAGAGGGACUCUCUAAAAUCUCUUUCUGUCAUUCAAACCGGCUCAAAACCCCCUUUGCUGAGAACAUACAGCACAGAUGAGUGCUGGAAGUCGACACUCACACACACACACACACACACACACACACACACACACACACAUACAGUAAACACAUACACACACAUGAGCUGAUGAGAGCCUGGUUAUGGGACUUGUAAUCACAUUCUGUCUACACACCAUUUCUCAGCUCUGCUUUCAAGUCUUUCUCCCUCACACGUCAGUGUGCCUGAGAUAUGCGGAGCAUUUCCAAUCUGGACAAGCAAUUGUGAAUGUGUUGCCCUUUAAAACACAUACAUAACAUAAUAAAAAAUACUUAUUUUUUUGUUGAUAUUCUGCAUCUCUACUGGGCAUGCCUUUGUGAGAGAAUAAAUUGAAAAAUUAGCAUGCACUCAAAUGAUUAUUUCCGCCACUAGGCUUUUGUAGAGCCACACUAAUGGCACAGUUACUGUUGACUAAAUGCAGACAGACACUUUGCACACCCUCAACAGUUCUCAAGUUUAUUGUGGUGGUUGGUCCCGCCCAUUUUUUGGAUAGUAGCCAACCGCUGCUGAUGCGGUUGCCAAAGUAGGCAGAUUUUCAUCCUUGCUAUGAAAGCAUAUUUGUGAUUAAAGCACUGUCAGCAGGCCAAGAACAAUUCACAACAUGGUCCAACUACACCAAAGUGCAUUGGACUAUCAGUUCUGGUCUAUGAAUAAAUGAAUUUGAGGACACCCUCAACUGAUCAUGCACAAAAUGGCUUUUAAUUCAUUGGUUGGUGCAACAAUUAUAUCAGGAGGUACCUUUGUAUUUUGUAUCUUAUUUUAAUGAUUUAGGAUCAAGAUUUAACCGGUUUAUUGUCGUACAUGAGAAACACAGUGGUUACAGAGCAGUGGCAUUUUGCUAAUAGCAUUCAAAAAUAAAGUAGAGCUGCAAUGAUUAAUCGAUGAAUGGCUUAUUAAUAAAUCAUCCAAUUAUUCGACAACUAUUUUGGUAUUGGAUUUAAAUGUAUUGUAAAUAUAUAUGCAAACUGUAAACCAUUCAUUUUUUAUGUUAACUGAAAAACACUAAACCGGAACAUAUGUUGACUGAUGUUUUAGUGUAGUUCAGAAAGAUCAAGGAUCACCUUGAGCAAAAAAAAAUCAAACUCACACAGAUCAGUAACAGCCCAGCAUGAAAAAAAACCAAAAAGUAACCCAACCGGACAUUUCUCAAGAAGCAACUGGGAGAAACAAUAGCUCGGUCCAUCCUUAUAUUGUCUCCCUGUGCUGAAGCCCAACACACUUCUUAAUGGGUUCCUGGCAUUGACAAGCAGGAAAAAACAGUGUUUGGAAACAAGCAAAGAGAGAGCAGAAGGGAACAUGGGACUUCCUUAAUGGUACCUUCGCCUUUCAAUGCUGUCGUCUUAUUGGCUGGCUCCAGUAGGGAGGAACGUCCUGGUUGGGCGUCGAUGGAAAUGGCCGCUCCCUGCUGGGAGUCAAAAAUCUAUUGAGGGUGUGUGUACGCAAUGUGUGUGUACGCAAUGUGUGUGUUCAUGUGCGGAUGUGUCUGUGGUAGAAUCCUGUCUGUUCUGUACUGAAAUAACCUUUGGCUUUCUUAGUGUGUGUUUAAAUGGGGACAUUGGAUCCGUGGUCGACUGAAUCCUGCUUCUCAGGGCUGCACUGUAGUCCAUGACUGACAUCCCUGCAUCCCAUGAUGGACAAAAAAAGUGCCAAUGGCUUCCAGACCAAAGCCAGUGAAGGUGGUGUACAGAGAAAGCAACUACCCUACUCAGUGGAAACUCCGUAUGGCUUCCACCUGGACUUGGAUUUUCUCAAAUAUGUGGAUGAUAUCGAAAAAGGCAAUACCAUCAAACGAGUCCACAUCCAGCGGCGGGUCAAGGGCCCACCCAAAUUCAGUACUCUACCCAGGAAUUUCAGUCUCCCGGGGCAUGGAAUACGGCCAACUCCUAAAGACAGUCCAUGGUCUGGGACGUCUACAUUGGGACCAAAACCGAAGUCACGCUUAACAGAGGUUCAGCAGAUCUCUGAUUUCAGAACAAAUGAAGGAGGAACUUUAAGCAGAGGGACCACGAGCCAGGGAGCUAGUGUUGUUUCAGCUAAGCUCAGAGAUGAAGGAGUUCUUGGGUCCCAGGGAAUUGAUGAUAAAACUGUGGGCACUCAGAAUCGUCCAAACCUGCUUCGCGCAUCAAGUAUGCCAAUCACAUUACAACAGCGGAAAGGUUCUGAUUCAAGUAGUCCAGAUCGUACUGUUGGAACACCAGAGAACGGUUCAACUGAAAACAUGUUCAGAGCUUCACCAGAUGUAACAGAAAGAAGAUGCAUACCCCAAGAACGAGUAGGGAUUCACCAGCAGAUCACAGUUGCAUUGAAGCGAGUCAGAGAGCUGGAGGAACAGGUCAAAACCAUCCCUGAACUUAAGGCUCAGAUUUGCUCACUGAGGAUGGAGAGGGAGCAGCUACUACGGCAGCUUCAGUCCCAAGAAAAGGCCCACAUUUCCACAUCAUCGUCUAAAAUGGCUCAGACUACUGAUCCUGGAAUAAACACCCAACCACAGUCAAGCAGACAUAAAGAAAGUUUGAAUUUGUGUUUGUCUCCCCAACCCAAUAAGAAUUUGGAAACUUCGAAACAUUUGACAACAACUUCAGUAACUGAUGAAGAGAAACAACGUAUUGCAGGUGCAAAUAGUGUGAUUGAACAAGAGGCAGUGAAUCAGGGAUCAGUGAAGAGCUCAAUAGAAUGUCAUGACAUUUGUGAGCAAGGGUCUAAUUGGAAAGGACAGUUGUCAGACAAACAGAACGAGACAGUAGGUAGUCCACUGGAACAUGCAUCGCAGGAAGAUAGCAAUGUUGCAAAAGGAGGGAAUUUUGAGGACUCGGGGAGUAUCCAGAAUUUGCAUGAAAAGCUGGCAACACUGGAGGCUAAACUUCUUCAGGCUAGUCAAGAGCUGGAGAGAACUAAUGAUCUGUUGAAAAAACAAAUAGCAGAGAACAAAGUGAAAGAGGAGAGAAUACUAGAGUUGAGCGACGGAAUUAGCGUUGAGGUGUCUCCAGUGGAAACGUACAGCAGGCCAAGAAGAGAAAGUAUAGACACUGGGACAGAGACUGAGAGAGUACACUAUUCCAACCAGGAGACGGAGACAGAAUUACCUGGUACAGUUGAUAAAGGAACUGAUACUGAAAGAAUAUGUAUUGAAGUAUCUGUUUGCAAACCGAUAUCUGGAAGUAUCAAUCAGGGAACAGAGACUACCAUGACAGUAGUCGAGGCAGAAUCUGCAUCUGUUAGUCCACAAAGGCCUACAGUCAACAGCAUGGAACAGGGUACAGUAACUGAAAGAGCAACCACUCAGGAUCAGAUGACUGAGACACCGGUAACCGAAAGGGUACACCGGGUCACAGAAACAGACGGAGAGACAGAGACAGACCACCCACAGAGACCGAGGGCCAGCAGUGUUGACAGGGGGACAGAGACAGAGAGAGUGGACACCGUGGACAGGGUGACAGAGACAGAGGUUGCACAGAGGAUUGACCAGCAUACUGAGACCGAAGUAGAAAGACCAGAAGACAACAAUCCAGCCAGAAAUACUGAAGCAGAGAGUCGGGUGAGAGAAGGUGAAGCUGAAACUGUGGUCAGUGAAAGUACAGAAGACAACAAGAAAGUAAGUGACGGAAUUCAGAAAGAUCACAGAGACGAUGAAAGGGUGGCAUCGGAAGUUAUUAGUGACAGUUCUGUUGCAGUUAAAGGAAGUGUAGUUGAAGGAACAUUGAGUUCAGAAUUUGUAAGUCAGCUUGAAGACAAUAAAAGUCCAUGUGUCGCAACAGGAAAACUUGAAGACUCUGCAACUGAAAUAAACCCUGCACAAACAAACUCAGAAACAAAAUCGACCUUACCCCCAGAAAGCGCUGAAUUGCAGCAUGUUGCAAAAAAGACUUUGGGUACUGUCACUGCUGCAGUGGCACCAGAAAGUGCCGUUGUAAAGACAGAAGUUCCAGUAAGACCCCAAAGAGGUCGUAGGUCAUCAGCAGAUCAGGCACAGCAGGCAACUCCUCAACUUCAAACCACUCCUGUCCGUCCUCGUAGGGGUUCCAGUGAAACUCAAAGUCAGCAGUCAAAGACAGUCAAAGACUCUAAAUCCCCUGCGGAACUCUCUGAACCAACAAAACACGAAUCACCUUCCCAAUCACCAAGCAACACUAAGCCACCAUCUCAAUCACAACCUCAAACUGAGAUUCAGUGCCCAUCGCCAAUGUCCAAAGAGGUCCAGACUCGUCCCAAAUCAAUUCAGUCCCAGUCUAAAACUACAACCCGACGGGACUCAAAAGAGCUGAAAGCACCUACUAGGGCAUCUAGCGUAUCACAGCCUUUAAGACGUGGAUCUGGAGGUGACCACAUCCAACCAAAACGCCAGGGAUCGGGUGAGGUCCAAACUCAGCUUCGAAGACGUUCUGAUGUGAGUCAACCUCUUCAAAAAGACCCUGAAGUACAGACAUCACAAAGAGGCUCCACUGAAACGGCGCAGCGUCGGAGUUCUGGUGAAGCUGUGGCCUCCCGCCAUGACACCGGUGAAGCGCAGCAAGUACGCAGAGGCUCAAGUGAGUCACCAACCUCGCCUGCAGCUUUGGGUCAAGUCGUAACCCGGCUAACAGGUCUCCUGGGGGAGCAGUGGGCUCAGCUGGGAAGCGGUUCUGGAGCUCAACAGUUGGUCAACCAGCAGGAGAGCCCUGGCACACAGAAACAGACGGCAGGGAAAAAAGCAGAGGCAGGAAAUGUAGCAUCGGCCAAGCCUGCGGGGAAAGCAUCAACCACAGGGAAACCAGCAGGGAAGCCUGGCCCUUCCAAAAUGAGCUCAAUUCAGAGUCAACUGGUCAGUUCUCUUAGUGUUCUUUCUGCAUUCUACUCACCGGGUCAGAAAUCUGCUGCUGCCAACAAGCAGCAAGAACAAGGUCUCAAAUCUAUUAUGAAGAAAAAUGGGGUUGCUGACAAGCGGGGGAGCAAGGGAACCAAGAAAAACCUGAAGUUCGUUGGGGUGAAUGGAGGGUAUGAGAGCACAUCUAGCGAUGAGUCCAGUGUAGACGAGAAGGCAAAAGUGGAUGUCGACAAGGGUGACAGCUCAGAGGCAGAGGAGGAGAAAGACAAGGAGCCUAAAUCAGCAGAAAAGCCCGAGGAGGGAGCAGAUGCACAGGAGAAAGAUGCAGAAAUCCUGCAUAGCGAAGGGGGUGCAGUGGCAGCGGAAAAAGAGAGCGAAAAAGACCUGCUGGACCGAGAGAGCAGCCAGGAGCUCCUGGAGGAAGCGUCUUCAGGAGAAAAAGUCGACAAAGGGUUUAUAGAUGCUUGUCUUUAUGUAAAGGAUCGCAUGGAGGAGGUUACAUCCCCAGAUAAAGAAAUGCGUCAGGUUCUAGUGGUCCUUUACCAGGAGUGGUUUAAAGUUUCAAGUCAGAAAACCUCGCAGGCAGAUACCGUUAGGUCAUACCUGCGUCAAGUGGGCUUGACCACACCCACUCUGCUGCCGUAUGUAGUUAACCUGACGGACGGAAACGGGAACAUGGCUCUGCACUACAGUGUAUCGCAUUCAAACUUCCCUGUGGUAAAACUGCUGCUGGAUACAGGUCUUUGUGAAACAGACAACAUAAACAAGGCGGGCUAUACUCCGGUCAUGCUGGCCGCGCUCACGGCUGCUGAGAGUCCAGAUGAUUUGGAGGUGGCACAGCAGCUGCUGCAACUUGGGGACGUUAAUGCACGCUCAAGACAGACGGGUCAGACAGCGUUGAUGCUCGCUGUGUGCCACGGGCGCCUCUCCAUGGUGAAGCUGCUGCUGAGCUGUGGCGCAGAUGUAAACGCUCAGGAUGGCGAGGGCUCCACGGCCUUGAUGUGUGCCAGUGAGCACGGCCACACUCACAUUGCCCGCCUGCUGCUGGAGACAGGUCACUGUGACACCAGCCUCACGGAUAAGAAUGGACAGACCGCUCAGGAGGUGGCAGAGGGAGCCUCCCACCCAGACAUCGUUGACCACCUCAAAGCACAUAGCAAGUCCAAGUCUGACCACUGAUCCAAGGCGAUGUCUCCUCCAAGCCUCUCCAGCUCAUCUUGCCAACAUCACAGAGGAACUUAAACUAGGGAUGCACAGAUAGCCCUCUCUCUUUCUGCAUAUGUGCUGUUUACCUUCAAGCCGUGGGAGACUGACACAGUCUACGGCUACAUUUCUCUUCCACGGGUCUGCCAACAUGCCCUGUGCAGUUUUCAUAGAUAUGCUGCAUUAGCCAGGUAACUCACUGGACACCAGGGUGGUCGCCUUGAUGAAAGAGGUCAUGUGACACUGACAAGGAUUUGACAGGAUGCUCCCCGGAGAAUAAAAAGAGAAUAUGAAGAGUGACAUGAAGCCAGAGGGAUACAUGGAAUAACUGCUGCUGCUUCUUUAUAAUACUCUUCAAUCAGAAUAAUAAGCACAUGCUCUACCUUUUAAAUAACACAUAUGGAAGAUAUUUACUAUGACUUACAUCUUAUUUUUCCCCCCUCGCCAUUGACAUACUUUUUUAAAAAAUGUGUACAUAAGCCAUUAUUAUACAACAUAUAUGUACAAUCCAUACAAACACCAAAUCUGUAUUUUCUACUAAUUUUAUUUUUAAUCAUUGUUGUGUAAGUAAUCCUUUUGGUGUAUAGAGGCCUAUAGCUUAUAGAAAUAAAAAGUAAUAGUAAUAUAAUUCCUGUAGUAUUUUGCAGCACCCAUUUGACAACAUUCAGUGUCUUAUUUUUGUAAAAUUAAAUGUGUUUUUUUAUAUAAGUUCACGCUUCAAGAAGAAACACUGAUGCCUCAUUCUGUGAUAAAGUUGUUUUAUCCACAAAAUAUGAUUUUUUUUUGUAACUAAGAAGAUUGUAUUGUGCAUGACAUACACUUAGUCGCUCUUGGCUGUCCAUGAAGUUGUAAACAGUAUGUUGUAGUACUGUCUGACACCCCUCCAUGUGUCCUAAUAUCACCUUUGUCUUCUUCACCUGUUUAUUUUAUGUAUGCAACAACAUGCACAAUGAAUGUCUGAGCGGCUGAUACAUUCCAAAAUAUUUUUUUUCAAAAUGUAGCAAUUGGAACUUUACCGGGAUUGACGUACGUAGAUAUGUGUAAAAAUUUGUUUUAUUCUUGCAUUUACAUAAAUUUAUAAAAAAAAAUAUGAGUACAUAAAGUGGUGAGAUUGUAGUUCCAGCAAACCCAUUUACUCCAUAUCAUAUAAUACAGUAAAAUACAAUUACAACAAAAUGCACUUCCUUUCUUCAGCUAUGAUAAAUAUCUGUCAUUCUGUGCUUUGUAAUAUUUGUGCUAAUAUGGAAAUGUGUAGACGUAAAGAGUACAUCAAUUCUAUAUGCUAAUAAUAUCAAACAUAUACUGUGAAUACAUGACAAGAGAAGUUAUUUUCAAAAGUGGCAAUCACACAAUAAGGCUUCGUUUGCACAAACUUGCCAGAACAUUGUCUCAUUUGGGAUUUUUUUUUUGUUUGUGCAUCGAUGCACACAUGUAUGAAUAUCUUCCCAAAGUUGUGUUAUUAACAUAAUUUGGUAUAUUGAUCCUCUGUGCCAUCAGGUCUACAUGGAAAUCAUGUAUAUGCUUAAUCCAGUGUGACCCGGAUGUUACAGGAAGAAGGUUUUUGCCAAAGACAAAUUGAAAUGAAAUCGAUUUCACACGGGGUUAAAUAUAUAUCUUAUGUGUUCCUGUAAUGCCAGCCAAACACAUGUACAUACAGCAUUGUGAAAACUAUAUAACCUCUAUUGUCAAACAAUACUCUCUACAAAUAAUAUGAAAUAUUUAUUCUAAAUGAUAUAUUUUUUACCAUAUAUAUAGAUAUAUAUGUAUGCAUGGUGAUUCCGGUGAUUGAAAUACAAUACUGGCCAAGUCGAUGAUAAUCAGAUGGAUUGACAGGUGGUGUAGUAUUGGUGACUUUUUCACGUGCCCUUCCGUGUUACAGUUGACACGUUAAAGCUAUCAUGGAAAGCUAUAAUGAAUAUGCGACUUUAAAUAGAAAUGGUUGACUCUGACAGUGAAAUAUAAUAAAUAUAAUAAGAUAUACUGCUCUGUGUUAUCUCAGCGGGCUUAUGUGUUGGAAAGAGGAGAACGAUUUCAAAAUAAACACAAAC